AUGGUGAAGUGCAAGAAGGUCAAGCAAAAUGAUCGUUUGGGACGAAAGGAGAAGCCGAAGUUUGGUGAAAGUUGUAUGCUAAGAAACCUAGGGAUUCUGCGCAGGGUUGUACCAAGUUGUGAAGAGGUGGACGACGAGGAAGCCUUAAUCCUCAAGUCAAUUCAGCAUCUCAUGCUUCUUAAAUCUCAGGUUACUUUACUGAGAAAGCUAGCUGAUGUUUGUGGAGUCUAA
This is a messenger RNA of Eruca vesicaria subsp. sativa (arugula), 231 nucleotides long. Lineage: Eukaryota; Viridiplantae; Streptophyta; Magnoliopsida; Brassicales; Brassicaceae. The record is from the annotation of a GenBank genome assembly.